Molecule: messenger RNA, 3147 nt
Organism: Eurypyga helias (sunbittern)
Lineage: Eukaryota; Metazoa; Chordata; Aves; Eurypygiformes; Eurypygidae
Product: melanoma inhibitory activity protein 3-like
Exons: 3
Biological process (GO): vesicle cargo loading; endoplasmic reticulum to Golgi vesicle-mediated transport; protein secretion
Cellular component (GO): endoplasmic reticulum exit site; endoplasmic reticulum membrane
Molecular function (GO): protein binding
Source: RefSeq, a predicted model, not a curated record
UGUUAAUGUGCCGAGGGAAGGCAAAGCAGGAUUUUAAAGGUCCAGACUGUCGCUUUGUAAAUUUUAAGAAGGGAGAAGCAGUGUACGUCUAUCACAAACUAAUAGGAGGAUCCACCGAGCUCUGGGCUGGAACUGUUGGAAGCAAUUUUGGGUAUUUUCCAAAGGAUUUACUUGAAAUAAAUCAUAAUUAUUCCAAGGAGGAGCUAGAGUUAACAACAGAUGAAACAGACUUUGUGUGCUUUGAUGGCGGAAGGGAUGAUUUUGAUAAUUAUAAUGUGGAUGAGCUUUUGAAAUCAUCACAAGAGACAAUAGAAAAUGAAGGGGAAACUGGAUUAAGUGAUCCAGGGACAAAACCAGCUGAAGGAAUUGACUGGGAAGAGGAGAUUGACAAGGCUGAUGGGGUAAAGUCCCCUGAUGCUUUGGAGACAGACGAUCAUGCGCUAAGCACAGAAGAUGACAAGGAAGGCCUUGCCAUGACAGAGGAUGUAGACAGUUCUGUUACAGAAGGAACUGAAAAUACUGGGGGAGACUCCAGUGUCAGUAGUCACAAAGACAACUCUCAGGGAGCUCAAAUUGCACAUGAGCACUUGAAAGGAAUGCUGCAUGGGAUGCUGAAAGGGCUAGAAAGUGAAAAUACCAAAAACACUAGUAUUCCUCAGGGUGAAACCAGUGAACUUGACAAAGAGAGCGAGGAAGUCAAUGCCUAUGCGCUUCUAAACAGAGAGCUUUCUGUGAGCUUGAAAACGAAGUUUGGUUCAACUGCCGAUGCUGUUGUAUCGGAUGACGAGGUGACUCGCCAUGUCACAUCGCUGGAAGAUGAUGAUAAUGAAGACUUCGGCGUUAAUGCUCAUGGUGCAGAGGAUGAGCCAGACUUUGCAGAUCAGUCUGAAGAUAUUCCUUUGCUGUCUUUCUCAGCAGAGGACAAAAUUACAUCCCCAGAGGAUUUAGAUGAUGAGGAGAACAAGGACAUUGAGUCACAAAACCAUGAACCCGAUGAAUAUGCAGAGGGUGCUACAGAGCUAAAUAACCAAAGAGACAGUGAGGAAGAUGAUGACCUGGAUGAAUUCAUUCUUAAGGAUGCCCUCAGUAAGAGCGAGAAGCUGGGUGACAGUAUGCCUGUGGACAGGUCCGAACCUAAACAAACAAAAGAGAAACGGGAUGAGGUGAUGGUAAUUGGUAAAAAAGCAGCACCAGCAACAGCUCAAACUGAGGAUUUCUCCAAAGAACUCCUUACAAAGGAACCUGUAGGUACAGGUGAUCUGGGUUCGAAAGGAAAACCAAGCAAAACUGAACAGUUUGAAGAGCAGCUCACGGCUGAUGAAACUGAGACACGUACCGACGAGAUGAAUGGUACGGCUGUGCCUGAUCCGCGUGGUUUGCCUGAUCCAGGAGAUGAUCUGGAGUCUAAAGCAUUUGUUAAAAGCAAGCAAGAGGCUUUAAAACCACCUGUUAGUGAUAUCAACAAAAGUCCAGAAAGCGUGCCGCUUGAUAAAACGGAGAAAGAGGAGAAAAAGAUUGAGGGUGACACCUUGGAAGAGGACUUGGAAAGGGAUUUAAAGUACAAAAACCUGUGGGAGAAAACAAAGGAGAAGGUAAGAGCUGAGGGCAAGCCUUCUGUUGAUGUCCCAGCCAAACCAGAAGAGGUAAAAAAUGCAUCUCAGAGUGACAUAGGAGGUCUUGACCUCGUGGAGGAGAAACUGGAAUAUGGCAUGCCUGCUGUGGAGAAAGAACUGCUGAGACAUGAAGAAGAUUUGAAGCAAACAGGCGAGAGCUAUCAUGAAAAUCAAAAAAACGCCUCUUCUAGUAAAGAAACUGAAAUGAAAAGGAGAAAUGUGACAGAAACCCCUGCAGGGGAGGGAGACCCAAGCCAUAAAGGAGCUGUCGAGCAGCCUGGGCCUUGGGAAAAUGAGACUGAGCAUUCAGAGGCAGAUGCGAAAGAAGAGCUUUCAGGAAAUCUUGGCAAGAUGACAGCAUUUGAAGAGGGCACCGAGAAAAGUUCCCCAGAAGAAAUAUCAAAAAGCACUACUCAGAAUACUAACGCGGAGAGCCUUACUCAGCAAGGAACUGCCCGUACUGAGGAUGCAGAUUCAGACAAAAGUCUUGGCGCAAAUUCAGCUGAAGAAGGAACACCAAGACCAGGACUGCGAUCUGAAGAGCCAGAUGCUGAAGGCGACCCUGACCAGAAACAAGUGGAGGAGGAGCUGCUGGAAGAUGAGAACGCUGCGAGCGCAAAGCUGUCGCAAGCAAGGGCUGCAGAGGGGCAGGGUGAUGCGCUGAAUGAUAAGAGUACAGACGCUGAAUUAAAAGUACCAAGUGAAGCUGUUCCAGGAACUGCAAAUCCUACUUAUCAAAUGGGAGAGGGAACUAACUCGCUUUCUAAGGAGGCUAAAAAGCUGACCAGCACACAAGGUGCAAGCGAGCCUGGGGACAAGGAGGUCGGAGUACCAGUGGGUGAUGGUGCUAAGUUGGAUGAGAGGGAACAUGUCACGGAUGAUGAUGAUGACUCUUUUGAAGCUGGGGAAGAACAUAAUUUCCAGUCUCCAGACACAGAAGACCAUGAUGACUUUAACCAAAAAGAUCAUCUCCCUGAGGGCGUUUCACAGAAGGACUCGGAAGAGGUACAAAAUCUAAAGCACACAAGAAAUGACCACCAGCUGUCCCAUUCCCCCAGCCCCGCUGAGAGCCCUGCAGCCACAAGUGACACUGGAACAGACUUCAGCGAGUCUGUGAAGCAGCUCACGAUACUGAGACAUUUUUUGGAUGAAAAGCGUGUAAUGCAUCUACAGAAGUACCUCGGGCUUCAACAGGUGACUAGGAUAGAAGCCAUGUUUCACGACAUGAAGGUAGAGAUGGAGCUUGCUCGGAAAGCAAGCCAUAAUAACGAAGAUGUAGAAAAAGCCUUGGACCAGAUACUUGAGUUUUCAGAAUCGAACAUCAUGAAUGUCGUGGCACAAGCUCUGGAUUCCAGAGUGGCGGAAAAUGAAGAGGAGGUGGUGAAAGAGAUGGAUCUGUAUGAUGAGGAGAGUGCGCUGAUGGAUGAUAUUCAAGAGCUAAUGUAUUCUUUUAGGAGUAAAUAUUCAUCUGCUAGUGAUAGUGCCCCACUUGCAUCUGCUCCAGAAGAGGAAGAUGAUCAGCUGCAUGGUCAAG